This is a messenger RNA of Coturnix japonica (Japanese quail), 4023 nucleotides long. Its product is annotated as perilipin-3-like. Gene Ontology annotation, cellular component: cytosol; lipid droplet. Gene Ontology annotation, biological process: positive regulation of triglyceride storage; lipid storage. The record is from RefSeq and is a predicted model, not a curated record. NCBI's taxonomy places the organism in Eukaryota, Metazoa, Chordata, Aves, Galliformes, Phasianidae.
GAGAUCUGCAAAGGAAACACCAUGGCUGAACCACAGACCCUCUGCCUGCUCUUCAGGGAUUUCUGGGCAAUGCCUGGUGCCAGGCAAAGCGUGCUGAGCCGCUCAACCCAAGCACUUGCCAACCACGUUUGUUGGCUGCUAACACCGCUUUCGCAAAAGCCAAGCACAAGCUGCCUGCUGGCAAAGGCUGAGCCCUGACCUGGGAAAUGGGCUGAGCUCCUGCUCCCAAACUGCAGCUGAGUGUGAGCUGCAAUUACGUUCACAUCUACACUGUGGGUGGUGUGCAAGGUCCAGACAUGACUCCCCAAAAGCACAGACAACUGCAGCAAUUCUCUGCUGAAAGCUUUACAGAAAUAGCUCUCAGUCUCUGGCUGGACACCCCUGAGCUGCCAGACACAAGGCAGCAUGUUUGGCACAAGUCCAUCACCCAUCUCUACCUGCGUAGCCUGCUGUAGGGGAGCAGCUAUGUAGGGGCAUUGGACUCGAUCAUCUCUAAAGAUCCCUUCCAGCCUCUACAGCUCUGUGAUCCUGUGAUCUCUGUGAGAGCUCUGGGAGGGAGACUGGACUAGAUGGUGUUUCGAGGUCCCUUCCAAUCCCUAACAUUCUGUGAUCUCUGCCAUGGAGUGGCACCUACAGGUGCCAAAGCCCCGGGUGGGCCCCAUGGCAGCACCUCCAGCCCCUGGUCCUAUUGCACUGCUCCCGGCCGGGCCAGGGGGCACAGCAGGAACGGAUUCCCUCCGACGUACUCCCCUAGGAGGCCCCAGCUGUUAUGUCUCUAUUCCGGGGGGCACCCAGUAGCUCAGCCCGGACCCCUCGGAGGAGCCCCCACACACCUCCCGCCUCUCUCUUCCCAUUGGCCAGGACAGCGCUUGCCGUGCCUCCAUUGGCUAUCUCGGCUGCUCAUCAGGCCCGCGGGGUAUUUAAGCGAGGCGAGGCUGGCUCCCUAUUACUGCUGUUGGAGCGGAAGGCACAGGUGAGAUAGCUGCAGUUGACUUCACUAUGGCAUCAAAGCAGAUUCCAAAGAAAGAUCAGGAGGCUGAGGAACAGCCACAAGAGAGUGCUGUCAACCGGAUUACCAACCUGCCCUUGCUUAACUCUGCGUUCAACCUGGUCUCAUCUGCCUACAGUUCUACCAAGGAAAUGCAUCCUUGCCUCAGUGGUGUCUGCAAUGUGGCUGAGACUGUAGCUGCAGUUGCAGUGGGCAGUGUGGUUGGUGGGGCACAGCCCAUAUUGAACCAACUGGACUCACAAAUUGCACUUGUAAAUGAAUAUGCCUGUAAAGGACUGGAUCAGCUGGAGGAGAACUUGCCUUUUCUUCAACAGCCAGCAGAUAAGGUAUUCUCAGACACCAAACAGCUGGUUUCCACCAAAGUGACAUCCGCUAUGGAUGCUGCCUGUGAGGCAAAAGAAGCAAUGGCUGAUAAAGUGACUGAAGCUAUGGAUCUUACUAAAAGUGCUGUUGGGGAUGGUGUCAAGAUGACCAGGUCAAUGGUCACUUCCAGUGUUAACAACGCUGUGGAGGCUGCUCAGGGUGCAAAGGACCUUGUAACUAAUAAAGUGACAGAAGCAGUAGACCUCACUAAGCACAUUGUGGAGGACAGCAUUGGAAUGACCAAGUCUGCAGUUGCCAAUACUAUUGUCAAUGCUGUGGAGGCUGCUCAGGGUGCCAGGGACCUUGUCACUAACAAAGUGACUGAAGCAGUAGACCUCACUAAACACAUUGUGGAGGACAGCGUGGGACUGACCAAGUCUGCGGUUACUUCCACUAUUGCCAGUGCUGUGGAGGCUGCCCAGAGUACUAAAGACCUUGUGAGUAACAAGGUGACAGAGGCUGUGGGCCUCAGUAAACACGUUGUGGAGGACAGCGUGGGACUGACCAAGUCUGCAGUUGCGAAUACAAUUGUCAAUGCUGUGGAGGUUGCCCAGGGUGCCAAGGACCUUGUGACUAACAAGGUGAUAGAGGCAGUAGAUCUAACAAAAGUAGCUGUUCAGGAUAGUGUUGAGAAGACCAAAUCAGUGGUUACUUCGACAGUCAGUACAGCUCUGGAUUCUGCAUACAGCACCAUAGCUAGCAAAAUAAAUACAGCCCUUGAGCAGAGCAGAGAGGCCAUCCAGGAGAGUGUGGAGAUAACUAAUUCAGUGGUGACCAGCAGUGUGAGCAAAGCCAAGGCAGUGGGACAAGCAGUGGCAGGUGGUGUCGAAUCUGUCCUGGGUAUAUCAGAAGAUCUGGUGGAUCACUACCUUCCCAUGACUGAAGAGGAACUAGGUGAACUUGCCACUGCUAUUGAGGGAUCUGGUAUGGCUUCUGUGGAGGAGCAGAAACAGCAGCAGAGUUACUUCGUUCGACUGGGUUCCCUCUCUAAAAAAGUCCGCCACCGAGCCUACCAGCUCUCCCUGAACAAGCUGCAGCAUAUUAAACAAAGCACUCAGAACACACUCUCACAACUACAGCUGGCAAUAAAUCUGAUUGAAUCUGUGAAAAAGGAGGUUGGCCAGAAGCUUCUGGAUGGGCAAGAGAAACUCCAUCAGCUGUGGGUGAGCUGGUGUCUGACUCAACCCAAGGGACACCAAGUUAAAACAGCUUCCAAAGUAGAGAUAGAAUCACGGACUCUAGCUAUGCUACAUAUCAUCACUCAGCAGCUACAACCUAUUUAUGAGAAUCUGAAAGUCAGCAUCCAUGGCCUCCCCAGGAACAUCCAAGAAGCUGUGCAUCAGGCAACUCGAAAUAUCAAGAAGCUCCAUACUUCUUUUGCCAGUGCUAAUUCUUUUCAGGAUCUCUCCAGCAAAACUCUGACCAAGAGCCAGAACCGUGUGGCUGAAGCCCAAAGGUCUCUGGAUGUGCUUUUUGAGUAUGUAACUCAGAACACCCCUCUAAACUGGCUUGUGGGUCCCUUCAAGGCAAUAGCAAAGGCAAAAGUGUCACAGGAUAGCAGAAAGGGGAAGAAAGAUAAGAGUAAUAUAAAAUCAUUUGCCUUAGAAGAGGCUGCUUCAUCAAAGGUGACUAAGAUGCCUGAAGAACCAAAAGGAGCAAAAAUGAUUCCGGGGGAAGCAUGUAGAAUGCUAGAGAAGCUAGAAGAGAAGAUAGGUGUGGAAGAGGCAUUGGCUGGGAAGGAGAUAAUAACGAAUGCACUGAAGGAAGAUCCCUGAGAAGUACAGCUGAGCUGAGGCCCCUUGAGUAGAACGUCCCUUAGUCUUCUAAUCAUGCGCCCAACUGUCAGUCACGCUGGGUGUUCCUCCUGCUUUCACUAUCCGAGGAUUUUACAGUAAGACAUAGUUUGCAAGGAGGCUCGAUGACCAAGGUGGGGUGAUUCCAGAUCUUGAUGUAUUUUUUUCUUAAAGCAUGUUAGUCCAAAAAAGGAAGGUAGAGGGCCUAUACUUCAUCUCUUUUAAUUAAGUCAGCACGGCUGUAUGUGAUUGGCAGUUGAUGCUGAGACAAGCUGUGAGUGAGAAGUCUCAAGUUAUUUUUAAUGUUGAAUUAUGUUUAUGACUUCAUCCAAGCUGCAGAGAUCCUAAAAGUUAUGCACUCAGCCUUUGAUCGUGUUUUCCUCCGGAAGUUUUAGAACUACAUGUUACAGAUACUACUUCCCUUCUGACUUCAGCUUCCCUGAGAGGCUGAACCCUGCAGCAGACCAGGAACAGCUGGGGGCUCCUUCUGAGAAGUGCCUCUUUUUUUAUCAGCCAAACACCUGCUGUUUUGUAGAGGGAUUUUCUUGUAAGCAUGUCAAUCUGCAGUGGGACUGUCUUUCCUGAUAGUGAAAAGGACUUCAGGGAUUAUCUGAUUGUGUCUAAAUUAACACCACGAGUGAAAUAUUUUGUGGCUUUUGCCAGGAGUUACUCUGCUGUGUUUAUAGGAGUAUGCUGUAAACAAAAUAGGGAGAUAGGUACUGUUCACUUUUCCCAAGCAAACAAGGCUUUGUAGCUAUUCUUGAUGUUGUUUAUUUUGUACUGGUAUGGCACCACUGAUAGGACUGGGGUAAUGGCAAAAACUUCAGAAUAAAAUUGGUGUUCUUUCCUUUAGCCAGA